Molecule: messenger RNA, 3331 nt
Organism: Ziziphus jujuba (common jujube)
Lineage: Eukaryota; Viridiplantae; Streptophyta; Magnoliopsida; Rosales; Rhamnaceae
Product: AMP deaminase
Exons: 20
Coding region: 314-2875 (853 amino acids)
Biological process (GO): IMP salvage; AMP metabolic process
Cellular component (GO): cytosol
Molecular function (GO): AMP deaminase activity
Source: RefSeq, a predicted model, not a curated record
ACAGUUACUUCCACCACCCAAAAAAUAAAAAAUAAAAUAAAUUUUAAAAAAAAGAUGAAGAGAAAUGAAGGUUGAAGAGAGAGAAUAAGUUCUUAUUUAUUUAUUUUUUUCUGCUAUAAAUAUAGAAGCGAAGCCUUUGUUCGUUCCUAAUAAAAACUGAGCACAGAACUCUCUGUUUUUGUGUGUGCGUGCUCAGUUUCAUAGUGUGUGUGUGUGUGUGUGUUUAUUCAGUAGGGUUUUGGUUUUUCUCUCUCUAAAACUGCGGAGUUUUUUAGAGAGAGAAAGUGAGGGAUUCUUUUUGUUUUUGUUUUUAAUGGAUGCAUACUCGUUGCAUUUGGCCAUGGCGGCUCUGGUCGGAGCUUCGUUCGUGGCCGUAUCGGCUUACUAUAUGCACCGCAAAACCCUAACUCAGCUGUUGGAGUUCGCCAAGACUGUGGAGCGGGAGAGGGAUGACAUCAACAAGAACAACUCCGAUGGAGCCGACACGCCGCAGCAUUUGAAGAAGCGCCGGAGUUAUGCUCGGAGAAAAGGGAAUGAGUAUUACCGCCGUGGUUCGGCUUCGUUGCCGGACGUCACCGUGAUUUCCGGAGGGAUUGACGGCGAUGAGAGGCGGAACGGUCAGGUUGUUUUGGAUGGUAUUCCGCCUGGGUUGCCGAGGCUUCAUACGCUUCCCGAAGGAAAAUCUUCUGGGUAUGCAGGUUCAACCAAGAGAACCGGUAACCUUAUCAGACCAACUUCUCCCAAGUCUCCUGUUGCAAGUGCUAGUGCCUUUGAAAGUGUAGAAGGGUCUGAUGACGAAGAUAAUAUGACUGAUAUUGCUAAACUAGACACUACAUAUCUGCAUACUAAUGGAAAUGCUGGACCUGAGUGUAAAAUCGUAUAUGAGAAUUUACCCAACCAUGUUAAUACCAAUGCAGAGCAAAUGCCUAUACCUGCUUCAAGUAUGAUUCGAUCCCAUAGUGUAUCUGGUGACCUGCAUGGCACUCAACCUGACCCAAUUGCAGCUGAUAUUCUGAGGAAAGAGCCAGAGCAAGAAACUUUUGCUCGGCUCAGAAUUACUCCUAUUGAGGUUCCAUCACCUGAUGAAGUGGAGUCCUAUGAGUUUCUUCAAGAAUGCCUUGAAAUGAGGAAAAAAUAUGUAUUUACAGAAGCAGUUGCCCCAUGGGAAAAAGAAGUUAUAUCUGACCCCAGCACCCCAAAGCCUAAUCCAGAGCCCUUUUUCUAUACUCCAGAGGGGAAGUCUGAUCAUUAUUUUGAGAUGGAAGAUGGUGUCAUUCAUGUUUAUGCAAAUAAAGAUGCAAAGGAAGAGCUUUUCCCUGUUGCCGAUGCCACAACUUUCUUCACUGAUCUGCAUUACAUACUUCGAGUUAUAGCAGCUGGGAAUAUCAGAACUUUAUGCCAUCAUCGAUUGAAUCUUCUGGAACAAAAAUUCAAUCUUCACUUGAUGCUUAAUGCGGAUAGGGAAUUUCUGGCUCAAAAAAGUGCUCCACACCGUGAUUUUUAUAAUGUCAGGAAAGUUGAUACACAUGUUCAUCACUCAGCAUGCAUGAACCAGAAACAUCUGUUACGGUUUAUAAAGUCAAAGUUAAGGAAAGAGCCUGAUGAGGUGGUGAUAUUUCGUGAUGGGACAUACUUGACCUUGAAAGAAGUUUUUGAGAGCUUGGAUUUGACUGGGUAUGACCUGAAUGUUGACCUAUUGGAUGUUCAUGCAGACAAGAGCACGUUUCAUCGAUUUGAUAAAUUUAAUCUGAAGUACAAUCCCUGUGGUCAAAGUAGGCUCAGGGAGAUUUUCCUUAAGCAGGAUAAUCUGAUCCAAGGUCGUUUCCUUGCUGAGCUGACAAAGCAAGUUUUCUCUGAUCUUUCUGCAAGCAAAUAUCAGAUGGCUGAAUAUAGAAUAUCAAUAUAUGGUAGGAAGCAAAGUGAGUGGGACCAACUGGCUAGCUGGAUAGUCAACAACGAGCUGUACAGUGAGAAUGUUGUAUGGUUGAUUCAGCUUCCACGGUUAUACAAUGUGUACAAGGAAAUGGGGAUAGUAACAUCCUUUCAGAACAUUCUUGACAAUAUCUUUAUGCCACUUUUUGAGGUUACUGUGGACCCAGAUUCACAUCCUCAACUGCAUCUGUUCCUGAAACAGGUUGUUGGGUUGGAUUUGGUGGAUGAUGAAAGCAAGCCUGAGAGACGCCCCACAAAACACAUGCCUACUCCAGCACAGUGGACCAACGUGUUCAAUCCUGCUUAUUCAUAUUAUGUGUACUACUGUUAUGCUAACCUCUACACCUUAAACAAGCUUCGUGAAUCAAAGGGAAUGACAACUAUCAAAUUCCGUCCUCAUUCGGGGGAGGCUGGUGACAUAGACCAUCUUGCGGCAACUUUUCUUACGUGUCAUAAUAUUGCACAUGGAAUCAAUUUGAGAAAAUCUCCUGUUCUUCAAUACCUGUAUUAUCUUGCACAGAUUGGCCUGGCCAUGUCUCCACUGAGCAAUAAUUCCUUAUUUUUAGACUACCAUCGGAAUCCUUUCCCUAUUUUUUUCUUACGAGGUCUUAAUGUUUCUCUUUCUACUGAUGAUCCUCUCCAAAUCCACUUGACAAAAGAACCUCUGGUGGAAGAAUAUAGCAUAGCUGCUUCUGUCUGGAAGUUGAGUUCAUGUGAUCUAUGUGAGAUUGCCCGUAAUUCAGUCUACCAGUCAGGUUUUUCACAUGCCCUCAAGUCGCACUGGAUUGGGAAAGAGUACUACAAGAGAGGACCAGAUGGAAAUGAUAUCCGCAAAACUAAUGUGCCUCACAUCCGAUUGGAAUUUCGUGAUACGAUAUGGAGAGAGGAGAUGCAACAAGUUUAUCGGGGCAAGUCUGUUAUUCCAGAAGAAGUUGACAAGUGAUGCAAGAUGGGCCAAAAUUAAUUUGCUUUUGAAUGGUCAUUUAUGCUAAAAAUAGCCCCAAGGGAAUGAAGUGCAAUUUGACCUGUUCAUCUCAUAUGUAAUAUAUGGUAAAAUCCAAUAUCAUGCCAGCUGAUGAGAGAAUUGUGUUGGAGGAAGUCAUUUGCUAACAGAAAUCGGACAGCAUUGAGGUAGACCCUGUACAUUACAAAAUUAAGUUCUGACAGAUGAUACACUAUGGUUGAUAAGGGUUCGAGGCUAGAAUACCCUGUUCAAUGUGUAUCUUAUAAAAAAGAUAUUUCGGUUAUCUUCAUAUUAAAUGUGGUUUAGGGUUAGUGCAGAAAUAAAUAUGCCUUGAGCUGCGUUUUUGUACUGUUGCAGUGUAGUUGUGUUAAGAUUUCCGCAACAUAAUGCAUACCCAUGGCAAGAAAGGGAAAAAUGAUAUCUUGCCACUUCAAA